UGGACGACGCGACAUUUGGUGAGCCGACGUGUUCCGACGAGGACCAGUGUGUCGUCGUGUCAGAGGACAGCGGCGCCACCCACCGGUAAAGAGAUUGCAUGUGUUGACACGUCAUAGAGCGUACUCAGCACUCACCGUGGUGGGUGAAUGUCUCAAGGAGCUGUCCGUGCCUUCAAGAACUCAGUAUUGACAUAGCACACCCUGCACAUUAUAGUAUAAUUACAGAAGUGGGGAAUCAGUCGGUGGAAUGGGGAGGGGGUGCAGCUAUCUUUCUUGUUCUCAUCUGUUAGUGGAUCUUUUUUUUUAAGAAUCUUGAACAGUGAUCUUUUGUAACAACAACAUAAAAAAUAGUACUAUUAUUUUUUUUUAAAUAGUUUAAAUAUUUAAAACCUCUAUUUACUAACUUUACUUUUGUUUGUGGCUUGCUGCGAGGCAAAAUCUUCGGACGCAUAGUGACCCACUUUCCGUCAAGCUAUCGACCUGAAACGUUAUGCAUAGAAUCGUUGCCGGUGACAACACACUCUAUCAAAUUCGCAACCCCAACCCCAAUAGUCCGUUGUUCCUAUUUUUUCAAGGCGAAGAUCAAAUGAAAUUCCCAAUAGCUGCGCUAAAUGAGAUUCUUGUUGUUGUUUUUUUAUCGCAAGUGUCCUUGGUGCGUAAUGUUGUCUUUUGUUUUUUUUUCUGAAAUAGAUCUGCUGUGUCAAAGCGGGUGGGACAUUAGACUAUUACUAGAGUUCAGGGGCGUGAACAAAUGUGCGGUUGCGAGCCUUGAAAAAAAAAACAAAUUGAAUGCAUGUUUUGUCCCAUUCUCAGCCCCCACACCCCCACCCCCAUUGCUUGAUAAUACAUUUUAUAAAGGAUUUGUAGGAAAAACUUUCUUGAAUGUUAAUUAACAAUUGUCUUUUAUAAACAAUCCACACAAGACGUCACUCUGAUAGAGCGCCCUCUGUCCACAGACUUUCGUGUGUCCAAGGCUAUUGUCAGCAUCACAACGAAUUCUCAAAUAUAAAGAAAGCCGGGCAUUACUUCAUAACCUCUUAUUUGCGUCACGGAACACCAGGGGCUCUCAAGCCAUGGAUAGAUGAUGUGAUCAGCGGUUACUUGAACCUGAACAUGGACACCACACAGUUGCUCAAAGUGUUGGAUCACGUGAUUGCACUCUACAGAUC
Molecule: messenger RNA, 1169 nt
Organism: Lymnaea stagnalis (great pond snail)
Lineage: Eukaryota; Metazoa; Mollusca; Gastropoda; Lymnaeidae
Source: the annotation of a GenBank genome assembly